Molecule: messenger RNA, 3069 nt
Organism: Haplochromis burtoni (Burton's mouthbrooder)
Lineage: Eukaryota; Metazoa; Chordata; Actinopteri; Cichliformes; Cichlidae
Exons: 6
Coding region: 86-1354 (422 amino acids)
Source: RefSeq, a predicted model, not a curated record
UUAUAUUCAGAUAUACGCAUCGGAGAGCUCAGAUAUCGAGGAUAUUGGGCAUGACAAAUAUCCUGGAACAGCCAGUGAUUGAACCAUGAACCUUCCGAUUGGUAUAUUUCUUGGUCUACCAACAUCUACAGCUACCACCAUUUUGGGCUCUAUAUCUACAAACGAUGGUGUUUACAUGCUGUGGUAUUCAACACAAGAUGAUCAAACCACAGCAGCUUUGGCUGAGCUGUCAGUCAGGAGCGGUACGUUCCUCUGUGGACUGCAGGGGCUGAUGGGAGCUUUGAAGAACUGCUGCAUAUCAGCGGAGGGGGAAGACCCGUCUGAUCUCACAGCUCGUCCUUGUUUGGCCUCAGCUGCAUCAGAGCGCCACUUCUCCCCAGGUUCACCAGAGGAAACACCACUGCACAAAAUGCUUUUCCUCCCAGCUGCUGCUCUGUGCUGUCUGUGUUCAGCACUGGUUACCAUGGCAGCACAGCUGAUUCAGGAGGAUUUAACAUUGACCAGGAGAGUUGGACAAAGUGUCUCCUUCAGCUGUGGAGAUGAUGAAUGUGACUAUACUGGUUUGAUCUGGUACCAGAAGAAAGACACUGAACCAUUUAGGCUAGUUCUUGUCGUGGAUACUGAUGAUGGUAGAGUUGAGUCAAGUUCUAAUCAUUCCCAGAAAGAUGAUUUUUCAGUUGAGAUUAAACAGAACAGAUACCAGUUGAAGAUAGAGAAAGUUAAACUUGAGCAUUCGGCCACUUAUUACUGUGCCUGUUGGAAGGACGCACCCCACAGCUAUGAUUACGACAUCUUCGGCUCUGGAACUACACUGUAUGUAACAGAUGAGCAGGUAGUGAAGCCCGUGGUGAGCGUGUACCCAGCAGCAUCCAGAGCCCACCUGGAGGGGAACAGCUCCCUGCUGUGUGUGGCCUCAGCCAUGUUUCCUCCUCUGGUCCAGUUCUCCUGGAAAAGACAGAAGAAGAACGGCGGAGAAGCGGAGGAGCUGCCCCCUGCUGAGGGAGAGCAGCUGGAGCUCAGAGAGGCGGGACACAGCGCCUCCAUUUUAGUGGUUAAUCGGGAUGAUCCCUUCACAUACAUGUACAGCUGUCAUGUGAGACAUCAGGGAGGCACAGUGGAGGCCCAAACACGACAUGAGCUCCUCUCUUAUGUUCUCCAGUCUCAGUGCAGGGUGAAGCUGCUCUGCCUGCUGUACACAGUGCUGAUAGUGAAGAGUCUGGUGUACUGCUGUGGACUCUCUCUGCUGAUGAUGCUCACAAACAAGGGAGCGUCCACCAACUGCACACAUGCUGACUGCUUUCUGAUUGGCAUCUUUCACACUCAGAUUUCCCCACAUGAGCAGGCAGACAUAUAAAUUAAGUUGUGGCUGGUAAAAUCCAUCCAUCUUCUUCCUCCUGUUCGGGGCCGAGUCGCAGGGGCAGCAGCUUAAGCAGAGAAGCCCAGACCUCCCUCUCUCCAGUCACCUCCUCCAGCUUGUCCGGAGGAACACCAAGGCGUUCCCAGGCCAGCCGAAAGAGAUAAUCUCUCCAACGUAUCCUGGGUCUGCCCCGGGACCACCUCCCGCUGGGACAUGCCUGGUGGUUUGGAGAAAUGUUUAUCAUUUAUACCCUUCUCAAAUAUAACCACCUGAAAGUAUAAAAUAGAUAUGCAAAUAUUAAAACAGUCGUUGUUUUAAAGUGUAAAUCUUUCAUAUGGAGUCUUCUUUCUUUUGUAUAAGGUUUAGUUUUUUUUCUCCGUCAGGUAUGCAAACUAUCAAAACCCUGCACAAAGACGGGGAACAUACGUGUGCUAUGAUCAUUAUAGUAAAGAGCUGCUUGGUUUUUUUUAAGGAAUGUACAUUUUUCUUCUUGACUGAUAACACAAGAGGAAAGUUUUUUUUCUUUACAUGACAUUUGUUGCACUUUGUAUAACAAGAAGGUGGCUUGUUCCCUUUUCCACCAAUCCAAAUGCAAAGAUAUAUUCUUUCUCAGUUCUGGGUCCUUGUAUAGUGAAUAUGUGAGAUUUAUUCUUACAAUCACAAACUUGUUCUGUACAGAUUCAGCACAGGUUUAAAACAUCUAGCGCUUGGAGAAAAUAAUGACGUUUUCAGUGAGCAGAGCAGUCCAGCACAUCUGUGUUUGAACCAGUUAUUCAGUUUCGGGUUUCAAACAUUCAAAAUCUUUUCCUCUUUAAACGUUACAGAAAAAGUAAUGGUGCCUCUUGGCUUCACUCCAGGAUCAUGCAGCUGUGCCAUUCAUGUGGGUUGAUGCUUGCAACCUACCGUAACAGUGUAGUUGUUUCAUGUAAAAAUAAAGACUUGAUUCUGAUGAACGUGUUUCUCGUUUCAGUCUUUGAUGCAUAACGACGUAUAUGAAUGUAGCAUUCACAUAUCAAACUUGCUCUCCUGCAGCAGACGGGCUGUGUGGGUUUCUGCUCUGCAGCCUCCACACCGUUAGCUGUGGCUUUCACUUUAAUAACACAAUGACAGUUACAAGCAUGAACUCUGCUUCAAGAAUGAUUCCAGGAAGGAUCUGUGUUCUUCACCUGUGAGAGAAACAGCUCAAAUCCUCAACUCACAGCUGACAAAUGAACUUAUUUGAACUUUAUCAUUAUACAUGUGUAAAUCCAGGGUGAUGAAAUGCACUUUUAAUUUGGUUUCAUCACAAAAGAAAAAUACAAAAUGUCUAAAUAUUAUGUCACAGAAUCAUUGUUGGACGUUUAACUGAAGAAGUGGAUAAAGACAAUGACACUUGUAAAAACAGUCACAGAAGCCAACAGUUAGUAGUACAUUGUGUCUUUGAUCUGGUUAAUUAUUCAGACUUUUCAUUAAUUUAAAAAUUAAAUAGUAACUGAAAAAAUAAAGUCUGUUGUAGUUGGGCAUCAGUAUUAAAUGCAACUCUGAACAUAUAAUCAGUUAUCACAUUUCUGCGCCUGACUCUGCUAAUUGUAAAAAUUAUCAAAUUAUUUAGUCUGACCCUGGUGACAUAAUAGAUUAUAGCGCAUGUGAAACGUGCAAGAAUAUUAAUAUUUUGAGCAUCAUUUUUAGUUUAUUUAACCUUUAUUUAUACAUUUAGUCCCAUUGAGACUCAU